AUGUCGGCGGCCAUCGAGCAGCGCAAUCAGGACGCGACCGUGUACGUGGCCAACUUGGAUGACCGCGUGAGCGAGGAGCUCUUGUGGGAGCUCAUGCUACAGGCCGGCAGUGUCUGCAACGUGCACAUGCCGCGCGACAAGAUCACGGGCAGCCACCAGAACUAUGGCUUUGUUGAGUUCCGCACGGAAGAGUGCGCCGAGUACGCGGUCAAGGUGCUAAACAUGAUCCAAUUGUAUGGGAAAGUCAUUCGCGUGAAAAAAGCGUCGAAUGAGAAAAAGGUGCUGGACGUGGGUGCGAAUCUAUUUUUGGGUAAUUUAGACCCCGAAGUGGACGAGAAGUUACUUUAUGAUACCUUUUCCGCUUUCGGCGGGAUCAUCGAAACCCCCAAAGUGAUGCGGGAUCCGGAUACGCGAACCUCGCGAGGGUUCGGGUUCGUGAGCUUUGAUUCGUUCGAGGCGGCGGACUUGGCCAUCGAGUGUAUGCACGGACAGUACUUGUGCAAUCGCCAAGUGGUGGUGCAAUAUGCCUAUAAAAAGGAUAGUCAGAACGAGCGGCACGGCUCGGAGGCCGAGCGGUUGCUGGCGCAGAAGAACCCGAACAAGCUCAAACCCCAUACGCUGUUUGCCUUUACGGCUGCUCAUGGUGGCGGCCCGGGGAUGCAACCGCCUCCUCCGCCUCAGUUUGGUCAAGGCGGAGGCUACAUGAUGGACAUGAACAUGAAUAUGGUGGUGCCCAUGGUGGUGCCGCCACCGCCACCCCCGGUGCCACAGCAUGUAGGAAUGGGGAUGCCGUACCCACCACACGCUGUUCCGGGGAUGGUCGUUCCUCCUCCGCCACCACCACCGCAGACGAGAUGA
Molecule: messenger RNA, 858 nt
Organism: Peronospora matthiolae
Lineage: Eukaryota; Oomycota; Peronosporomycetes; Peronosporales; Peronosporaceae
Source: the annotation of a GenBank genome assembly